Centropristis striata (black sea bass) is the source of this 2968-nucleotide messenger RNA. It is a transcript of the gene mtx3, whose product is annotated as metaxin 3. NCBI's taxonomy places the organism in Eukaryota, Metazoa, Chordata, Actinopteri, Perciformes, Serranidae. The record is from RefSeq and is a predicted model, not a curated record. Gene Ontology annotation, biological process: mitochondrion organization. The coding region runs from base 22 to 957 and encodes 311 amino acids. Gene Ontology annotation, cellular component: SAM complex. The transcript has 9 exons.
GUGACGUCACCGGCUCCUUCCAUGAACCAAAACAUGGCGGCUGCCAUGGAGCUGAGAUGCUGGGGAGCAGACUGGGGUUUGCCUUCUGUCCACACCGAGUCCCUCAUAGUUCUGGCAUACGCCAAGUUUUCUGGGGCAAAGGUGACAGUUUCUCCUAUAGACUGGACAUGGAAAACUCUAACAGCGACAGUCCCAGAGUUGCUGUGCGGAGACUCUGCAGUUCAAGAACCGGCACAGAUUCUCAACUUUCUGAGGAAACAGAGGUUCAAUGCAGAUUAUGAGCUGACAGCCAGACAAGGAGCAGACACCAUGGCGUACAUCGCUCUGAUUGAAGAGAAACUACGACCGGCUCUGUUGCACACUUUCUGGGUGGAUGCAGAGAACUACGCCAAUCUGACACGGCCAUGGUUCGCUUCACGCUCGCCGUUCCCUCUUAACUUCCUCGUCCCUUGUCGCCAUGCCAGCACCGCCCUCUCCCGCAUCCUUCUGACCAAAGGAGAGGCACCGCUGCACAGAAUCACAGAGGUGGAGGGAAAGAUCUACAGUGAUGCUAAAGAGUGCCUGAAUCUCCUCUCCUACAGACUGGCAACUUCAAACUACUUCUUUGGCAACUCGCCGACCAGUCUGGACGCCUUUGUGUUUGGGUUUGUGGCUCCAAUCUACAAAGCCGGCCUCCCCAGUAGCCCUCUGCAGAGCCACCUCAGACAGCUGGAUAACCUCACCAGCUUCUGUGACAACAUCCUCGCAGUCUACUUCAGCUCGGACCACCCUUGUCCUCCCCUACCUGUUCAGGAAACAAUGGAUGCCAACCUCCAGAAACUAACUCAGCUUGUAAACAAAGAGUCCAACUUGAUAGAGAAGAUGGAUGACAACCUUCGCAGCAGCCCUCAGCACAAACCCCACAGACCAGAGCCCAAACCCAGUCUGGCCAGCGAGAAGAGCUCUACUCCUGCCUAAGCCCUGACCUGUCCACCCCGAUCCAGCCUUAUGAACGGAGGAACAACAGCCUGUUGAUGAAAGGUGCAGCUCUGAAUCUGACUCAGCAUCCUAAAAUUUAAGAAAAAAUAGUCAUCCAGCUGAACUAUAGUUUGAAUGGAAAGUAACCUAGUAAUUAACGGACGUAUGACUAAAUAAUUAUUAAAGAGACUAUUUUACAGAAGUAUAAUGAUGAUAGAAUUCAAAGAUGUUGGUCUGAAAUAGUGGAAAGUGCAUGUGUGAGGAUUUUAAAAGGUUUAGUGCAUGUAUGUGGUUAAGGAUGGAAUGCUAUGAAGCGGUGUUUGAUGAGAAAGACACAGAAAGUUCAGAGGAAAGACGAAGAAAAUUAAAAGUCCAGCAGGGAAAAGAAGUGGCACUGUUUGACCUCCGAGUGGACCACUUAACCUCUUCUUCCUUUUGUUUGCUGUAUGUAUAUUCUGUUUGAAAUUUUUGAUUUUUCAUUGCACUACAGUCAAUACACCGUAGAAAAUGUGUGAAAUGUCCUCACUAGGGCUGUACUGAAUAUCUUUCUUUGUUUUUUUCUUAAAAUUCAAAGCAUGACUGCAGGAUUGAGGUUUUGAUUAAGCUUUGAAUGUCUUUUUUGUUUUACAUUAUCAGCCUAAAAAAGAAAAAAAUCCUCAAUUUGAACAAAGUGUAUCAACCUGGGAAGAGUGACAUAGCGAUUAAACUGUGGAAUUACUACUUCCAGGUCCAUCGUGCCCAAAAUUACUUUAAUAGCCCAUUAUAAACUUUCACUGUGAAAGAAAAGUCUGUAAAUAAGUGCAUUUUUUUGAGCGCCAUAACCCUUAAAAUGAAUUAUUUCAGAAUUUGAUCCAUUCAGUCCAAUAACAUUUGGAAAGUCUAUUGCACCCCUAAAUCGGAAGUUCGUUAGCUCAGCUGGAAGAAGUCUCUGCGGCUCCAUGGUAACCACAGAAGUGCAGAACUUCUGGCAAUAUUAAACAGAAGCUGAACUUUUUUGGCUUCACGUAUCACUGAGUCACUUUUACAGGAUUGAGCACAGCCCGGAAUCCACUGCAAUAUCCUAGUCUCUUUAUACAUCCAUUGAUUCAUGGGAAUAAUCAAUUUGAUCUUUCUUUCUUUAAUGAGUCCAACUCUUCAGUUUCAUCAACAUAAAUACAUGUUAGAUUGCUACGAGACCAUCCUGUUAAUACAUAUGUGUGCAUCCCUUUGUGUGCAGAAAGUGCCAGAGCAAACACGGUUAAAAGGUUGUUUUUGAAAGGCUAAACACCAACAGAUGUAGAAUGAAGCAGAAUAUAUUUUUAGACAACCACACUUUCGGAAUUUCGGAAAUGAUUACAUCACUCUUUUUAAAAUACAUCUUGACUUUUGGACUUAACAAGACUCUGGUGUUAUUGGAAAUGUUUGGAUCACACGUGUCAGAGACAAUCCUACGCAACAGUCUAAUCGUACAAAUAGUUUAUAUAAUAAUACUAUUUAUGCAUUUAGUUGUUUAAACAGAUUACGAAAACAUGCUAAAAAAAAUAAAAAGCUUACAAUAAUGUUUCGAUGCUUCUUACUGUUAGGUACAGCCCUAGUCCUAACCUGUGUCAUGAGUAUAUUAUAAUAAAUUAUUAUUAUUAUCAGUUAAAGAUGCAGUGGUCACUAAAAUAGUACAGUGUUGUGCUUGAGCACUUAGAUUAGUUAAGUUACAUUAUGUUACUUGAGGUUAUAAAUCUUUGUUCUCUGCUCUGUUCCCACGUCCUUCCUCAUAUCCACUGUAAAAAAAAAAUUCUGUAAAGUCUAAUGAGAUUUAAAUUAGUGUAAUGUACAGUAUGUCUGCAAUCAUGACUAUAGGAAUAUCCAGUCACUCGUUCUGCUUUGCUCUCUCCUCUCUUGCUUUGUAUAGCCUGUAUAGUUGUAAAUAUUUUCAUGAUAAAGAUCAAUGCAAUUUGCUUUUGGCUUCCUCUGAUAGGGCUGAUCAGCUUCUCCACAAUCUUUGCUAGAGGUAAUUUAUACACACUGUGUUAACUUA